ACUUUCCUUAGCUUUUAGGGUUCAUUGAAAAACCUGGCUACCUAAUAAACCAGGUUUUUCUUUCACAUAUACAUAUAUAGAACUCUUGUUAAAUUCUCCACUACAAUGGCUUCCUUUUAUAGCAUUAUUAUUUCGGCGGUGUUACUGUUUUCGGCAACAUUGCUUAUUUCUACUACACGAGUUGAGGGCAGAGCAUUUUUCGUGUUCGGGGAUUCGUUGGUUGAUAGCGGAAAUAAUAAUUAUUUAGCCACGACUGCUCGUGCGGACGCACCGCCUUACGGGAUCGACAGUCCGUCCCAUAGGGCUUCCGGCCGGUUCUCUAACGGCCUUAAUAUACCCGAUCUUAUCAGUCAGAGCAUUGGUGCUAGUGAACCACCAUUGCCAUACUUGAGUCCGGCACUUUAUGGGUCAAGACUAUUGGUCGGAGCCAACUUUGCUUCCGCUGGUGUUGGAAUUCUUAAUGACACUGGAGUUCAAUUUGUGAACAUAAUAAGAAUAGGGCAACAAUUGCAAUAUUUCCAACAAUAUCAGCAAAGGAUAAGUGGUUUGAUAGGUCCUGGAGAGACACAAAGGCUGGUAAAUCAAGCUUUGGUUCUCAUUACUUUGGGAGGAAAUGAUUUCGUUAACAACUAUUAUUUGGUGCCCUUCUCCGCGAGAUCUCGUCAAUUCGCUCUUCCCGAUUACGUCCCUUAUCUCAUCUCCGAAUACCAAAAAAUAUUGCUGAGGCUAUAUGAAUUGGGGGCAAGAAGAGUACUAGUGACAGGAACGGGUCCACUGGGUUGUGUGCCAGCUGAGUUGGCCCAACGAGGCAGAAAUGGGCAAUGUGCACCUGACCUCCAACAGGCUUCUGCACUUUUCAACCCCCAGCUGACUCAGAUGAUACUCGGUCUCAAUGCGCAACUCGGUGACAAUGUCUUUAUUGCCGCCAACACUCAACUCACUCACUACAACUUCAUCUCCAACCCUCAAGAUUUUGGAUUCGUGACGUCGAAGGUGGCAUGUUGCGGACAAGGACCGUACAACGGGCUCGGGCUUUGCACGGCACUAUCGAAUUUGUGCCCGAACAGAGACAUAUACGCAUUUUGGGAUGCGUUCCAUCCUUCCGAAAGGGCUAACAGACUCAUCGUUUCGCAAAUCUUUACCGGCUCCGUCGAGUAUAUGAACCCGAUGAAUCUCAGCACCAUUAUGGCCUUGGAUUCAAGAACAUGAUCGUACGUACGUAUACGUUUCUACGUAAUUGCGUACUUCAUCUAUAUAUUUUAUGUGUGUUUUAAUAUUGUAUACUUAAUUAUUAUUUGUUUUAAUUAAGACAAUAACACGCUGUUAUUGAGAGUUGCUAGGAUAUUAUUACAUUUGUUUGAGGAUUUUCUGAAAUAUUGUUUUUUGUAAGUUGUAACGAUAUCACAUCUAAGUUGUGAUUUUUAGUUAGAUGUGUGUGUUGUUUUCACCUCUUUCUAUUCAACUGUAUUGUCCAAGAAUUUUGGAAUUUAAAUAUUUUGAAACCA
Messenger RNA from Erythranthe guttata (spotted monkey flower), 1505 nucleotides. RefSeq names its product GDSL esterase/lipase At5g33370. Gene Ontology annotation, molecular function: hydrolase activity, acting on ester bonds. The record is from RefSeq and is a predicted model, not a curated record. NCBI's taxonomy places the organism in Eukaryota, Viridiplantae, Streptophyta, Magnoliopsida, Lamiales, Phrymaceae.